AUGGCCAGCAGCUUCCUCUUCAGCCUCCAGCCCAGCCAUGCCAACCCCAACAUGCACUCCACCAACACAAACACAAACACCCGCCAGCGAGAACACCCCGUGCCCGUCAGCGCCAAGGCUCCGAUCCCGUCCUUCUACGAAAACCUGAACGGCCGCUGGGUGCUCUCAGACAACUGGAACCUCUACGGCCUCUCCGGAUCCAGCCAGCGCCAUCGCCCCCGCUCGCUCGACCAGGCCCCCAGCCAGCCACCCUCCACCCCCUCGCUCGUCCACCAUGCCUCCGCCCUCAACGGCACCCCCGCCAGCCUCCAGUACGACGCCGCCCCGCUCAACAGCUCAUCCACAACGACGCCGGCGAACACCACCGCCAGCCAGAAGCUGUAUCUGCCCGCCGGAUGGAACCACACCUCCAAGCGCGGCCCGCUCUACGCCACCUCGGUCAUCGUCGUCGCCAGUCUGCUCAUCGCCGUCGCCGUCCUCAGCACCGUCGUCUGUCUGGUCGCCCGGAGGAGAGCCCGUGGCCGGCGGAAGACCCAGCUCAAGGAAGGCCUCCUCGACCCCGCCGCCGCACACUCUCCAGCCGACCACCAUCCCUCCCACAGCCACCCGACCUCCACCAGCAGCAAGCUCAGCCCGGCGGAGAUCGAGGAGGGACGGGGCCUGCAAGCCAAGCAGCUCAAGCACCGACUCGUCCCCCGCAAACUCAGCCAGCUCACCCUCGUCAAGGUCUUCCGCUCCCCCAGGGGGAAAACCCAGGCCCGGAUCAGCAGGAUCUCCAUCCUGCCCUCCUCAAAGCCCAACGAGCCCCCGCCCCCCUCCCUCAUCGUCGUCGGCGAGGCCAGACGCUCCGCCAGCUUCAACUCCACUAGCAGCUUCCGAUGCACCGGCGACGCCCUCGCCCGCAGACGCACCCACUCUCAUCGCACCGAAUCGCAGAGCGACGAGACCGCCGAGCCCAACCACCAAACCCUCAACGGCCUCCUGAGCGUGCCCAUCCAUCGGAACCCCUCCUCCACCGUUUCCACCUUCACACCCGCCCAAUUCCCGACGCUCCCGCCCCCCGAAUCGUCUCCCGCAGGAGGAGGCUCAUCAUCGGGGGCCCAGACGAUCCGGGCGGUCGAGAGUGUGGCCGAGCUGGCCGACGAACGGCCGCCGGCGGACGAUCUCCUGUCGCGGACGUACUCGACGACGAUGUCCGAGCCCUCCCCACGGAGGAGGCGGACGCGGAGCGAUCAGCGGAGGGGCCAGCAGCGGGCAGAAGACGAGCGGCCGGCCUGGCCGAUCCCCACAGAUCCGACGUGGGCCGCCGCGGGACGACAGACGGAGCCAGGCCGGGCAAGCGUGGACCCGAACUACCGCUCCUGCCGCGAAAUCAUCCGGGCACGCAGCUCGACCAGCUCGUCGUCCCAUCGCGGGCCGCCCGUGCUUGCGUCCAGCUCGCCCGCAUCCCUGCCCGACCUGCACUUCUCGAUCCCCCCACUCCCGCCCUCGUCGGGCUCCCGGCCGAGCCUGGCCCACCACGACGCCCCCCAUCUCCCGGGGACAGACCCGAGCGGCGAGCCGCUGCCGCCAGCCAGUCGGAUGGCGGAGAAACAGCGGAUGUCGGCCGAGCUUGCGGGGCCCCCUGAUGCCCCCGACCCUCGGCCCCGUCGAGAGCCCGACCAGGAGCCCGAAGACGCCAUCGACCGGGCCCCGUUCGUCGCCCAUGUGGCCACCGACGACAAGCUCGUCCUCAAGUCGCUGCUCAGGAUGGGCUCCACUCCCGCCAUGGGUUCCCGCUCGACGCCGGGCGACAAGGCGCUGGCGGCCGAGCACGAGCAGUCGCCCGGCGACAGUCGUCGGCCCAGCCUGGCUCUCCCCGGGCUCCUCGAGCGCAGCACUCCGACCACGGCGACGGGCUCGGGUGUCGAGCGGCCCUCUGCGCCGCCUCUGGUUGCCGAAGGAGACGACGACCCGUUCGCGCUCGACGAGAAGCCUCGCCUCCACCCCCCGCACCCGCAGGACCCGAUGGACGAUGGACUGGUGGGCCAGUCGACCGACCUCACCGGAUUCACCGUCUCCUCGAUCGUCCCGCCCUACGUCGAAUAG
Messenger RNA from Puccinia triticina, 2088 nucleotides. RefSeq lists its product as uncharacterized. The transcript has 6 exons. NCBI's taxonomy places the organism in Eukaryota, Fungi, Basidiomycota, Pucciniomycetes, Pucciniales, Pucciniaceae. The record is from RefSeq and is a predicted model, not a curated record. Bases 1 to 2088 code for a protein of 695 amino acids.